Entamoeba invadens IP1 is the source of this 1509-nucleotide messenger RNA. RefSeq lists its product as hypothetical. The coding region runs from base 1 to 1509 and encodes 502 amino acids. The transcript has a single exon. The record is from RefSeq and is a predicted model, not a curated record. NCBI's taxonomy places the organism in Eukaryota, Evosea, Mastigamoebida, Endamoebidae.
AUGUAUUGUACCAACAUCCGAUACAAUCACAAAGUGGCUGUCUAUAAUUACGACUGGCGGUAUAUGUGUAUCGAGUGUGAUGAAUAUCGUGCGCUUACUGAUGUACCAAAUGACGGUGUUGUUCUGACGCGGUUAUAUCGAAAUUUUGAUUGUCGAAAUGACCCGACAUAUCAAGCCACAGAGCUUGGAACGAUGUUUCUUAGUGCAAAUACAGAACACGAGUGUAACUCUUGGUAUUGUGUGACAACUCAAAUUAAAAAUAUCCAACACGGUGCAUUUAAAAAUUGGAAACAAGGCAGAUGUGUUGUGAUCAAAGCGCCACUUUUAAAGAUCCCCAAUGAAUGUUUUACAAACAGUGAAAACAUUGAGGAAAUUGUUCUUCCACCGACUAUUCAAACACUCGGAAAAAGAGCAUUUUACAAUUGUAAAAGUCUGAAAACUAUUAAUAUUCCAAGCAAUGUCAAAUGUCUUGGAAACAAACUCUUUUGUGGGUGUUCAAGUUUGUCAUACAUCCAACUUCCAAGUAAAAUCACAAAACUUGAAAAAAUGUGUUUUAAAAAUUGCAAAAAUUUAAAAACCGUCGAGACACAAAACAAAAUUAUGGUAUUGGGUGAAGACUGCUUUGCCGGGUGCGAAUCUCUAAAACUCGAUUUUUCGUUUAUAAUUGAAAAUUCUUCACCAAUCGAAUUAUCAAAAUGCCACUUCAAAAAUUGUAAGUGGUUGACUUCGUUUGACAUUCCAUCGUCUGUGACACACAUUGGAGACGACUGUUUCUUUGGGUGCACCGGGUUAACAGAAAUGACUAUUCCCAACACAGUAAUUUCCAUAGGAAGUCGUGUAUUUAACAAGUGUAGUAAUUUAAAAACAUUAUACGUUUCUGAUGGAAUACAGAUGGCUAAACACUGGUUUAAUGGAUUAAAUAAUAUCGAAACUCUUCACUUACCAUUGUGUAUUGAUAAACUGUGUGACUUCAGAUUUUUUAAUAUGAAAAUGUUGAAAUCAGUAAAUCUUCCAACCACGUUGGAAACCGUUGGAAUUGGAUGUUUUAAAGGAUGUGUAUCACUCACAGCAAUAACAAUACCUGACAGUGUCUCUUAUAUUCCAACUUCGUGUUUUGAGGGAUGUGGGUUGGUUAAACUGGUAUGUAAGGCGAAGCGUUUCGGUAACAAAUGUUUUUACGAUUGUGAAGAUUUGGAAGAAGUUUUUACAGAAACGGAUACCGCUGGUGACGAAGCCUUCAUGAAUUGUAUAAAUCUUGUUAAAUUCAAUAAUAACGGAAAGUUGUCUGUUGGAAAAGGGUGUUUUAAAAACUGUGGGAAACUUAAAAAAUUUGUUGGUAAAAUAAAAAAGGUGCCAGUUGGUUGUUUCAUGUUUUGUUCAAGUCUGAAAUCGUUGGGAAUAGAAGAAGAUGCAACUUUGGAUAGAUCAUGUUUAUAUUAUUGUAAAACGUUAAACAUUAAAACAAAUUGGAAAAACAUUGAAAUCGCUUACUCAUUCAAUGAUAACUGA